ACCAAACAAACCAAAUAAAGCUACCACUUAUUUUCGCUCUGAUCUCUCUUUAUACCAACCAGAGACGAGCGGACCCUCUCUGUGCGUCAAUGGCAACCGCCAGCUUCUCUAACCUCCCUACGCGCGUUCUCUCGCUUCAAUCACUGAAUCACCGCCACCGUCAGCAGAGUUUCGGUAUCACUACUCGCCGAGUCACUUGCAGUUUCGUCACUCCGUCGUCGUUGGGAUUGACUAGUUUCAGCAAUAGAGGAUUCCGCCCUACUGUCGUUUUCUCAACUGGAAAUGGCGGCGGUUUCCAUGACGGAACAGGUGGUAGAGGAGGUGGAGGUGGUGGUGGUGGAGGUGAUGAUGGUGACGAUGAUGCCGCAUCACGCAACCGGAACGAAGCGAUUCUUGUUCUGGCAGAGGUUGGAAGGUCGCUGGAGAGCUUGCCGAAGGACUUAGCGGCAGCAAUUCAGGCAGGGAGAGUUCCUGGAUCAAUAGUUAAGAGGUACUUCGAGCUGGAGCAGUCGCCGAUCAUGCGGUGGUUGCUUAACUUUGGAGGAUUCAAGGAGCGUUUGCUUGCGGAUGAUUUGUUCUUGGUCAAGGUUGCAAUUGAAUGUGGCGUUGGGAUCUUCACCAAGAGUGCUGCUGAGUUGGAACGGCGCCGAGAAAAUUUUACGAAGGAACUUGAUUUCGUUUUUGCCGAUGUGGUAAUGGCGAUAAUAGCAGAUUUUAUGCUUGUGUGGCUUCCUGCUCCAACUGUUUCUCUCCGACCUCCUCUUGCAGUCAGUGCUGGACCUAUUGCUAAAUUCUUCUAUGGCUGCCCGGAUAAUGCAUUUCAGGUGGCUUUGGCCGGCACAUCUUAUUCAUUAUUACAGAGAACAGGUGCAAUAGUUCGGAAUGGGGCAAAGCUGUUUGUUGUUGGAACCAGUGCAUCUCUGAUUGGUGUAGGUAUAACGAAUGCAUUGAUUAAUCUACGAAAGGCAGUUGAUAAAUCUUUUGCUGGUGAAGCAGAGGAUGUACCUAUAUUGUCAACAAGUAUUGCUUAUGGUGUUUACAUGGCUGUCUCUAGCAACCUCAGGUAUCAAGUACUUGCAGGAAUUAUUGAGCAACGGAUUCUGGAGCCAAUGCUUCAUCAACAAAAACUUGUACUUGGAGUGACCAGUUUUGCUGUUCGAACUGGCAAUACAUUCUUGGGGUCUUUGAUGUGGGUAGAUUAUGCUCGCUGGGUUGGAAUCCAAAAGAUCCGGGAAUAGAGGCUGUUUGAUUGAAAACCAGAAGAAGUGGGAAGAGGGUUUGAACCCUAGUCAUGUAAAUGAAGAAGCCUUUUUUUUUUUUUGUUUUUAUUGUGAAUAAUUUAAACAAUUACUCUACGAGCUUCCUUGAUUAAUUGUUUAUUGUAUUAUAUUUUUCUUAUUUGUUAUUCUUGGAUUGAAAAACUGCGUGUAGACUAUCCCAGAAAAUGAAAGCCAUGCUGGGCUCAUAUGGGCUUUACAAAAUUUGGGCUUGUCUUCCGUAAUAAGAAAACAAGAUCUGAAUU
This is a messenger RNA of Rubroshorea leprosula, 1522 nucleotides long. The record is from the annotation of a GenBank genome assembly. NCBI's taxonomy places the organism in Eukaryota, Viridiplantae, Streptophyta, Magnoliopsida, Malvales, Dipterocarpaceae.